UCCGCCGAACAGAACUCCUCCGACGUCCUCGGUGGACUUCGGUCGAACUGGCCGCUGUCUGUAAACGGGACGCGGCUACAGAACUAAACAUAGAAAAGCUCGUGCGCUACAUAAAGCAGAUUGGCACCUCUCGGCUUCCAGCGUCCUCCUCAGCUCUGAACAUGAAGCUGACGGGAUUCAGCCUCGUCUGUUGUUUUGUGCCGCUUUUCAGCAGCGUCGCCCCCCCCGUGUCAGGUAGGCCUCUGCACACCGGCUCACCUGUGCGAGUGUCUGCAGUUCUCGGCAAAGAUGUCCUUCUGCCGUGCCAUCUCACCACGCCUGUCGACGCACCGCGUGUCGUGGCGGUGGAGUGGUCGCGGGUAGACGGUCCGUCCCCACUGACGGUUCAUGUUGUCCGUGAUGGCGAAGAGCUCGUGAAGGAGAAAGCGCCAGAGUACCUCAGGAGGACGGCCAUAAUGGAAGAUGGUUCCUUGAAGUUGCUCGGUGUCCAACAGCGGGACAGCGGCACCUACAGGUGUGUCCUUCUGAGAGGACCUCCAGUGGAAGACCAAGUGCUUGUGUCUCUCAUUGUUGUUCAGGUGUCUGAAGUGAACAUGUUCGUCCGGCGGACUGCAGCCAACGAGCUCUUUGUACACUGCGAGUCCAGCGGCUGGAGCCCGAAGCCGGCGGUUUCUCUGCUGGACUCCGGGAGAAGCGUCCUGGCUGCUCAGGUGGAGUCUUCAGUCCGACCUGACGGCCUCUUCUCUGUCUGGGCGCUCGUCAGUGUGGCGGCAGCUAAAGGAAAUGGGACGUUGAUCUGUAGAGUGGAAAUACCUGAAACGAGCCUGGCCAGCGAGGACACGGUUUCUGUCAUUGAUGAGUUCGAUUCCCCGCAGGCAGGACUUGGUCGUGAUUUCACGUUGGUCAUCGCCAUCGUGCUGAUUUGUGUCUUCGCCGCCGUCUCUGCCGCUGCUUUAGUGCGGAGGAUCGUGAAACAGCGAGCUCUGACAGAUACACCACUACUUGGAGGUAAUCAGACAUACACAGAGUACGGAGACAUCAGCUUGGUGGAAACGAAGGGAGCCUCUGAGGACACGGCGAGAGCAAACAGUCUGGCCAGCAGAGAGACUGAAGCCUCCUGCGAGCUGGCAGAGAGAGACCUGGACAACAUGUUGAAGUACAAAGACAUAAUCAAGAGCGUGGCGGACAAACUGAGCAUCCCCCCCGGCCUGAUCGCUGCCAUCAUCUCCAGACAGUCUCAGGCUGGAACCAAGCUGACCGCCAGUGGCUUCGGCGAGAAUGACCAAAACUGCUUCGGUCUCAUGCAGAUCAAUAAGCAUUAUCACGCCGUGAAAGGAAAUCCAUUCAGCGAGGAGCAUUUGGACCAAGGAGUCACCUUCCUCGUCCAGCUCAUCAAGACCAUGAAAAGAACGAAGCCGGACUGGAACAAAGAGCAGCAGCUGAAAGGUGCGCUGGCUUGUUACAUCGCAGGUGAGGACAGAGUCAUCCCUUUGACGUACGAGGAGGUGGACAGCGUGACGCCGAACGCUGACUUUGCCAACGACGUGGUCGCCCGAGCGAAGUGGUUCGCCAGCAACGGCUUCUGAACGUCACGUCAUUUCCGUCUUCGCCUGUUCCUGCUUCGUUUUUGUGCCUCAGGAUGUUCACUCCAGGAUGAACUGAUUAUAGAUUCAGAGGUCAAAGGUCGCUGUGGGCGAUUUUACCCCACUGACUGAGGCAAGACGACGACACGUGUUCUCUGGAACAUGAGAGCAGGAGGGGGGUGAGUAUGUGAAGGAUUCUGAAACCAUGUGAUCAGCACAUGUCCACAACAUGGCCGGAUGAUGAUGUCAGUGCGUUCAUACCUCAUGGCUGCUCGUCAGCUGGUACAUGUCGCUCACUUUGGAGAGCCGGCAAAUCAGCCGACGAGAAGAAAACUAUAAAAACUGUGGAAAACAUUUCGAGAACGCCACCUGCGACUGAACUUUCCUGACUUCGGUUUCUACUCAGGUGCUACAGUAACAAUCUCUUUUCAGUUUCAACCAUCAGUGUUUCUUUGAGUGUUUUUUGUCCACGACUGCCCAUGAAACACACCCGGCAUGAAUAACUUUCUUGCACAAAUUAUUGUGUGAAGUUUAGCAUCUUGUCAGCACAAGAUAAUAGUUGCGCUGAGUGUAGCUGCUCACACUCUUUUGCAUUCUUUCACUGAUAUUGCAGACGCGUCCAAAUAAAUGUGGCAUGGAUAUCAAUGCAACAGUCUCCAUGUGAGUCACCCUCCUCCUCCGUCACGCUCCGCCCAGGCUCCGCCCCUCGCCUAAAGCAAACGAAGUAUUUCCCGGAAGUGAGAGCACGUCCAGCAGGACAAACAUGCUUCGUGCGUGAGAGGUGGACUCGCUGGGAAACUCGGACUCUGCGGACGCUGUCCGGAGUUCAUACGAGACAGUGGCUUUAGCAUCUCUGCUGUAUAUUGAGGGCUCAGUGUAGCUCUAUGCAGGAAAAACCAAAUCACACAGAAAUGAUUAUUCUGAGUAUUUUAUAGACGUCGGAGCUCUUAAAACUUUUUACCACAGAAACAUCAAGCUAACUAACAGCUGCUGCUGCAGAUCGUUGACGCUGGAGGCAACUGGUCAGGUCGCAUGACUUCAGAAAUGCAGACGAUUCAAUCUUUGAGAAAUGCAUCGUGGGUUGUGUGAACCGAUCAGACGCGUAUUUACCACAGCACCAACAGCAGCUGCAAGAUAAAAAAAUGCUCGGCCAGUAUAUUACAGUCGAGCAGUUGUUGGUGCUGACAGACGGGAAGGAUGCGGCAGGUUUGUAAUUUAUCUGACUGAACUCUGUUUCCAUUCACUCUUCGCAGCCGAAUCACAUCUGGAUUAAGUUGGUGCUAAUGUUGACGCGCGAUCGUUCAUCAAAAAUGCGUCUUCAAAAUUAGACUUUGAGCUGGGGAGCUGUAAAUAUGUCGGGGAGUCAUGGAAGAGUGAGGAGCAGCCAACUCCUCUGCAGCACGACCCGUUUCUUUACUGUGUCCUGUUGUGUGGCGUGGCUCGUGUGCAGGAUGAACACAUGGAGGUUGGAAUUAAUAUUAUUGACUGAAAAAUAACCCCAGUUUGUUUGGCUGCACUAUAAACACAUAAAUGAGCUGCUUUAAUGUUUAAUUCAACCACUGCAGGUGCCACCGAACCAACCGGUAGGAAAAUAACGAUUAUAAUGUCAAAGUGAAAUGUCAGGAGCUGACCACCAGAGGGCGACGAUGCAGGGAAAAGCCUGUUCUCAACUGUAGGAAAUGUUCAUUACACGAAUCCUCUAUCUGUAAAACAAUUUAAUUCUAAACAGACUGAAGCUGAUCUGAUGCAACGUUCAUGUACAGAAAUUAAACCACUUCCAUGAUUUCUGAUACAAAUACAGAAAAUACCCUCAGUACAGUGAAAUGAUUUAAAAUCCAUUCAGCAGGCAAGAGUCCAAUGAAACGUGCAAAAAUGAUACAAAAACUGUAAUUGGGAUGAAUAAAACAAUAAGAAAUAUUAUAAAUGAAAACAAUAAAAAAUGUAAAAAAAAAUGUUCAUAUGAAAAACCUGAAAAUGAGGAAUAAAACGAAAGCAGACAGCUCCUGAGCCGCACGAUUACAAAUGUCAUUAAAUCUAACAUAAGAAGUUCAAUCUGUCCUAAAUAAGACAUUUCUUCUCAUUUUAAGUAACAAAACCUCACGUGUGAAAGUUUCCAUCACCACGAAAAUGAAAUACUGCAGAAUGAUCCAGAAGAGGAAGAAAACAAAGAAUCAUCGAAGGAACUUUGAAGAAUGAAACUUCUUUGACUGCGACAGUUUACAGCCCUCGUAGGGAACCCUGCGAGUGACCGCAGCCGCCAGCAUUCCUUAUUUUCAGUCGACGACCGGCUUCACGAAGCGCCCGAUCGCAGCCGGGGGGGACUCGGUGGUCAACAGACGCAGGAAGUUCAGACGAACUGUUUGGGCUCCUGUGUGGGAGUGGGCGUGGUCUGUGGUGGGAGGGGCUUGUGCUUCUCUGACAACUCUCCCUGGUCGCCAUGCAGAUGAGCGGGUGCCUCAGCUGCAAUUAAAUAAAAGAGAAGAAACAGGCAGUGUGAGCUCAUUCUGAGAACACCUACGCUACCUGAACGUUAUGAAGAUGGGUGAGGGAGAACCCCGACGCCCUGACGGGACGCUCGCAGCCGGUGGACUCCUGGGAGGAGCGGAGGACCGUGUGUCUGUCGUCCUUUCCGUUGAGGAUGUUGUAGACACAUAAUUGGAUUUAUGAUUUCAGGCUUUCUGCUGAUUGGCUUCGGCAGCUUCCUGAUCUACUGCAUAAAAAGGAAGACGCUGGCGGAAACUGGCAAGCUGCUCGCCUUGACCGAGGGAACGUGCAGCGCUGCCGGCGCUCAGACUCGAGCCGUUUGUGAGCUCAAUCGCAAACUGGAUGAUUUCCUGAGCUCCUUCGCCAGACGGGCACCAGCUUGGAGAAACUGUCGGUUCGGCUCAAUCUGGCCACUAAUUUGGACAUUUUGGAGCAAGCGUGAGACCAGAGAGACUCGAGUGGACAGAAACAUUCCUGUCCUAAAAUAAUCUGUUAUCUCCAUUGGCUCCUUCUCAGGGACACUUAUCUCUCCUCCUGUCCCUGUCCUCCCAUGUCAAUUAUUUGUACUGUCUUUGUGCCUUUGUGUCCUCUGGGACGGGUUGUAACCGAAUGAAUUUCUCCACUGUGAGAUUAAUAAAGUU
Messenger RNA from Chelmon rostratus (copperband butterflyfish), 4708 nucleotides. RefSeq lists its product as uncharacterized. Gene Ontology annotation, molecular function: lysozyme activity. The transcript has 13 exons. Lineage: Eukaryota; Metazoa; Chordata; Actinopteri; Chaetodontiformes; Chaetodontidae. The record is from RefSeq and is a predicted model, not a curated record. Gene Ontology annotation, biological process: peptidoglycan catabolic process. Bases 162 to 1586 code for a protein of 474 amino acids.